UUUCUUCAUUUGUGUGAUUUAGUGCGUGUUCUAGUGAGCUCCUUUCUCUCAUCAACACUAGAUGCUUUGAUUAUUAUUUUUUGGUUGGAUAAUAUUUUUGUUUUGCAUUUUUUAGUUUUUCGUUCAAUUUCCAAUUGCAAAUUUCCAAACCGUUCGUCGACCCAAAUUCGAUGUUUCAAAUGGUGUGAUAAUCCAAUUUAUAACAAAUCCAUUGGUUUUCGAAUCGCCCUAAACGAAUCAUCGAUUUCGACAGCGAACAGCGGUGGUUUAUUUGUGAAACGACACACACAAUUCGAAGACUCAGCAACUGGAAACCAUUUUUUUCGAGCAAGAGUGAGAAAGUGUGUGACACGAAGAACGAAAACGAACGACGGAAACUAAAUAAACAAAGAAUAGAGAUGGCUGUGCUUCCACCGGACCCGGUAUUCUGUAUGCGUGCAAAUGAUAUGGGUGCUGUAAAUUGUAUAUGUUUCCACAGUACGGAACGAUUGUUCAGCGGAACAGCCAAAGGUGCUGUUUAUCUAUGGGAUAUGCAGACAUGUCGAUCGCCGUUACAUUUUUCCAUUGGCAGCGAACCGGUCACAUCGAUUUAUCAUGGCGAAGAAACACUGGUGACACAACAAAAAGGCGGCAUACUUAAACGAUGGCACAUCGCAAACGCUGGUUAUGUGCUUGACUCAACCAACGACACCAACCAUAUCGGUUUUUGUCGUUUCGCUACCGAUGACGAUGAUCGCAUUUAUUAUCCCAGCAAUGACAACGAAAUUUGUAUCGGCAAAUUGAAUAUUGAUGAUGAUGAUCAAACGAUGACACUCAAUCCAAAAGGCAUUUUAGACGAGAGAAAGGAGCCACCAGGUGUUAAUGCACAACAGCUUGGCAGUUUAAUGUGCAUGAAACCCGUCACAAUUUCAAAUCAAUUGUACCUGUUGGCUGGCUAUGAAUCGGGCAUUUUUCUUACAUGGGAUCUCCGCACCGCUAGCAUUAUCAAUGUGACCACACUCGAAGAGUGUCCAAUUGCAUUUGACUUUUGUUCAGAGGCAAACCGGGGCAUUUAUGGUAAUACCACCGAUAAGCUUGGCAUCUUUGGAUAUCAACGCAAUAACGAUGUUAAACUGAUUAAUCGCGGUGAUAUUAGUAUCAAAAAUGCGGGCAUCAAUUGUGUACGCAUACGCAAAGAUCAAAAGGUCUUUAGUACGGGUGGCAAUGAUGGACGUGUACGUGUAUUCUCAUGGAAAAGCUUGCGACCACUUACCGUUUUGACUGAGCAUCGAGCCGCUGUCAAUGAUAUCGCCUAUUCACCGGGCAAAGUUGACCUCUGGAAAUCACCGAUUAUGGCAUGCGCCAGCACCGACGGUGUCAUUUCACUGUGGAAUCUAUACAAUAAUUGAGGACGCUAUCGAAAUGAUUGGAAUCUAAUGGAAAUACGGGCGGAAUCGGUCGGUUUUAUGAGGAAAAAACACACACACGGUGGCUAAAACGAAUACACAAUUUUCAUCCUAGUCCAAUUGAUAACAGCACCAACAAGCGGAUGCAAUACAACAACAACAAAAAUUUAUUUGAAAAAGAAAAAAACAAAAAGAUUGAAAAGAAGAACUCUUUAAUAAUAAUUGAAACGAUCUGUUGCAAUGGUGACACGUACACUUUUUCUGUAUUUUGUUUUUUUUUAUAAACACAAAAUAUGAAACAAGUCAUUCAAUUAUAGUGACUGAGAAGAAGAAAAAAACACUUAAAAACAAAGCAAAAAAACAUGUUAAAACGUUACAAAUACAAUUGAAAUGAUUUAUUGAGAAA
Molecule: messenger RNA, 1791 nt
Organism: Sitodiplosis mosellana (orange wheat blossom midge)
Lineage: Eukaryota; Metazoa; Arthropoda; Insecta; Diptera; Cecidomyiidae
Product: guanine nucleotide-binding protein subunit beta-like protein 1
Exons: 3
Coding region: 399-1388 (329 amino acids)
Molecular function (GO): protein binding
Source: RefSeq, a predicted model, not a curated record